Plasmodium adleri (nom. inval.) is the source of this 834-nucleotide messenger RNA. Its product is annotated as Plasmodium exported protein (PHISTa), unknown function. The transcript is spliced from 2 exons. Bases 1 to 834 code for a protein of 277 amino acids. The record is from RefSeq and is a predicted model, not a curated record. NCBI's taxonomy places the organism in Eukaryota, Apicomplexa, Aconoidasida, Haemosporida, Plasmodiidae.
AUGAAUAGAGUAAAUAGUUUCUUGCUUAAUUUAUCUAAUGGAAUAUUCGAUAAUAAAAAUGAUGUAAAUAAUAAGGAUAAAGAUGUAUAUUCUUUCAAUUCAAAUAAAAUGAACAAUAUAUCUAAUAAAAGUUAUAGUUCUUUUCAUUUUAUGUGUUUAGUUUUAUGUAUAAUUUCAUUAUUCUGUAUAACGUUAUCGAAUCUAUAUGUAAAUAAUACAUCCUUAUCAAUACAACAUGAUAAAUUAUUUAUACGUACAUUGUCUGAGGAUGAAAAGGAAUAUUAUACAUCAAUAGAAAAUAUCAAUAAAGAAACCAUAUUAAUUGAUGAAUCAAAUAAUUUAAAUAUUAAAAAUAAGGUCGAUUUUAAAACUAUAGAUAUCAAUGAUUUGUCAAGACAGUUAACUAAAGAAGAAUUAUAUGAUGUGCUAAAUUCAUUAGAAGAAAUUCCACCAAAACGUGUUCUUAUUAAUUUGUGGUAUCAAUCUCUAAAUAUUGCUAAAGAUAUGAAAGAAUUAUUGAGGGAAUUAAAAGGUUAUGUUGAUGAAUAUUUAAAUAAGAAUAACACUUAUGAUUGUGAUAAUUUUAUUAAUGAUAAUAACUCUAUAUGGAUAGAUUGUCUUAAUGAUAUUGUAGAAACCUUAUCAUCUGAAGAGAUGGAAUAUAUAGAAAAAUUUCAUAAUUUACUUAACAGACAUAUAACAGUUAAUGAUAUAGUAAAAUUUAUUUAUGAAUGUAUAAACCAUUUUGAUGAAUUAAAGAAAAAAUUAUUUGAUAAAUAUAAAGAAGCUUUUGAAGAAAAAAUAAUGAAUUCACAAAAAUUUUUUGAGGUGUAA